Oncorhynchus nerka (sockeye salmon) is the source of this 5316-nucleotide messenger RNA. Its product is annotated as protein lin-28 homolog A-like. The transcript has 4 exons. Bases 202 to 681 code for a protein of 159 amino acids. Gene Ontology annotation, biological process: pre-miRNA processing. The record is from RefSeq and is a predicted model, not a curated record. Gene Ontology annotation, cellular component: nucleus; cytoplasm. Lineage: Eukaryota; Metazoa; Chordata; Actinopteri; Salmoniformes; Salmonidae. Gene Ontology annotation, molecular function: mRNA binding; zinc ion binding.
ACCUCCUUCAGACCUGAAGAGGACUCAGAUUUCUCCAGAUCCCCAGACCUCCAAUGACACUGGACAUUAAUAUGGAAAGCAGAGCUCUGACCUUUGGCUUAAAGGGGCUGUGCAAAGAACGAAGAGGAGGAAGCCACUGGCUCGGAGGAGGAUCUGGGUUCGUCUCGUGGCAGCGGCGUGUGUAAAUGGUUCAACGUCCGGAUGGGUUUCGGGUUCCUGUCCAUGACCAAUAUAGACGGGACACCGCUCGAGGAGACUCUCGAUGUUUUCGUUCAUCAGAGCAAGCUGCACAUGGAGGGCUUCCGUAGCCUGAAGGAGGGCGAGGCGGUGGAGUUUACCUUCAAGAAGUCGUCUAAAGGCCUAGAGUCUGUCACGGUGACGGGGCCAGGGGGAGCACAGUGUGUGGGCAGUGAGAAGAGGCCUAAGGGGCAACAGAAACGACGCUCCAAGGGGGCCAGAUGCUACAACUGUGGAGGACCUGACCACCAUGCCAAAGAAUGCCAGCAACCUCCUCAGCCCAAGAAGUGCCAUUUUUGCCAGAGCAUCAGUCACAUGGUGGCCAACUGUCCAAUCAAAGCACAGCAGUCCUCCCCUGGCGCUCAGGGAACAGCAUUGUCACUGAGGGACGAGGAAGAGGAGCAGAGCCAUGCCCCCUUUCCCCCCAGGGAGAGCUAUGAUUGAUCGAUUCAGGGAUUCAGCCAAUCAAAAGGUUUCACUGGAGUGCUGCUUUUGGAACUACAUCAGGUUGUCUUUAUUUAUCGCACAAACAGCAAGAAAUGUCUACUUUUAUUGAUAUGAUUGAUAGUUGAGAUUGAGAGAGAGCUCAGUGUUUUAAUUGUAUUUUCCCUGCUGCAGCUAAAUAAGAGGUAGCCUAUGUGGAUUUUCCUGGAGAUGAUUGUGAGUGCUCUGCUCUCUCACUCUAUACCAUGUUUUCCCAAAAAGCUUUUGUUAGAAAAAGGUAAAGGAAAUACAAUCAUACAAGUGAAUGUACAGAUAUAGGUGUCCUGACUCUAAGACUGUUUCAUGGACAAAAAGGAGUGUGUCUUUCUGCUUAUUGAAAUCUUCAGGUAUUAUAAGUCGUUGUGCAUUUCUACGGCCAAGUGAAUGUUUGAACACUUUCUGCUGUAUGAAUGUUGGUACACCAUGGUUGCCGAUUGGACUGUGUACAAUACAGCUUGUCAUAAGUGCCAUAGCCUGUUCAUUUGUCUCAUGGGUGGUUGGAUGUGGCUCCCUCCCUCACAAAGCCUUGACUCAAGGCUAAAUGCGAGACCAGCAUUGAUUGUAUGACAGUCUGUCUGUCUGUCUGUCUGUCUGUCUGUUUGUCUGUCUGUCUGUCUGUCUGUCUGUCUGUCCCACAGUUUUUACUAUGGAUGUAAACAUGACUUUCUAACAUAUUCUACAUAUCAGGGGUGUUCUCAUACACUGCCCAAAUACAUGGCUUGUUUCUCAUUGUCUCGUUGUACUUGAAAACUAUUUGGAAAGCCAAAGGUAUUACAUGUUCUUUCUUGGAUGGACCUGAGCAUUAUUUUUCUUCUUUAAUAAGGACAUAUUUUCAUGAUUGAGUGCUAGGAUAAAGGGACUCAAGUGUUGAAUAAGAUGGUUAUAGGUUUAGUAUUUACUCCUCUUUUACAGGAGUGGAUAGAAUAUUUUACACCACUUAAAUGUAUAUAGAUAUGAUCUUUUUUAUAUUUAUUAUUUAUUCAUCGUCACUCUCUACCUUUCUUUCUAAUAGAUAAAGUAUCACAAUUUGUAGCUUAAUUCUAUUUAAACAGAAACCGGAUUUGGUUCUAGCCUCUUGAUAGAUUCGUGGUUGUAUUAAGCAAACAAUUAUGCCUUACUUUUUACUUUCUCUUUCAAUGGGCUUCAUUUUCAGUUGACUUCAUAAUAUACACUUUAAAUACAAAAGUAUGUGGACGCACUUUCAAAUGAGUGGAUUCGGCUAUUUCAGCCAUACCCGUUGCCAGAUGUAUAAAAUCCAGCACUCAUGCAAUCUCCAUAGACAAACAUUAGCACUAGAAUGGCCUUACUGAAGAGCUCAGUGACUUUCAACGUGGCACCAUCAUAGUAUGCCACCUUUCCAACAAGUCAGUUCAUCAAAUUUCUGCCCUGCUAAAGCUGCCCCAGGUCAAAUGUAAGUGCUGUUAUUGUGAAGUGGAACGUCUAGGAGAAACAACGGCUCAGCUGCAAAGUGGUAGGCCACACAAGCUCACAGAACGGGACCGAUGAGGGCUGAAGCGUGUAGCGCGUACAUUAACUCUUUGUCGGGAGCGUCAUGAAAUGGGUUUCCAUGGCCGAGUAGCCACACACAAGCCUAAAUUCACCAUGUGCAAUGCCAAUCAUCGGCUGGAGUGGUGUAAAGCUCACCACCAUUGGACUCUGGAGCAGUGGAAAGGUGUUCUCUGGAGUGAUGAAUCAAGCUUCACCAUCUGGCAGUCCGAUAGACUAAUCUGGAUUUGGCGGAUGCCAGGAGAACGCUACCUGCCCCAAUGCGUAGUGCCAACUGUAAAGUUUGGUGAAGGAUAAAUAAUGGUCUGGGUCAGUUUUUCAUGGUUCGGGCUAGGCGCCUUAGUUCCAGUGAAGGGAAAUCUUAAUGCUACAGUACAGCAUACAAUAACAUUCUAGACGAUUCUGUGCUUCCAACUUUGUGGCAACAGUUUGGGGAAGGCCCUUUCCUGUUUCUGCAUGACAAUGCCCCCAUGCACAAAGUGAAGUCCAUACAGAAAUUAUUGGUCGAGAUCGUUGUGGAAUAACUUGACUGGCAUGCAAGAACUCUGACCUCAACCCCAUUGAACACAUUUGGGAGGAAUUGGAACACCGACUGCUAGUCAGGCCUAAUCGCCUGACAUCAGUGCCUAACCUCACUAAUGCUCUUGUGGCUGAAUGGAAGCAAGUCCCUGCAGCAAUGUUCCAACAUCUAGUGGGAAGCCUUCCCAGAAGAGUGGAGGCUGUUAUAGCAGCAAAGAGGGGACCAACACCAUAUUAAUGCCCAUGAUUUUAGAAGGAGGUGUUCGACGAGCAGGUGUCCACAUACUUUUGGUCAUGUAGUGCAUUGUGCUUAAACCAAUGCAACAAUAUUCUGCACUAAUCAUGUGUAGGAGUAUGGGUAUUUCUUAAAGAUAUUUAAUUGCUCAUUGAUUGUUAUGACUGCAGCCAGGAUUUAAUUUCUCUGAAAUCCUCAUGUUGAACUCAGGGAAUCCCAUUUAAAGAGGAGCUUCUUUGGAAGGAGAAGUAAAGUGUUUUAUGUGUGUACCUAUAGCCUACAGGCUGGGUUGCCGGAAAAUCCAUACAAAACAUUGAUUGCCAAAUGGGCAAUGCACUAUUUACACGUUGCUAUGACGUUACUGUAGUACAGCUAGCUAUAUUUAAUGUUAUAUUCUAGUUUUGCUCUCUUUUUCUGACUUAAUUGGUGAUCAAGUUGUAAGACAGCAUAGGUAAUAGAGUAGCAUGAUAUUUCCUUAGGCACCCUAAAUUACUUCUCUGGUCUCUCUCUAGAAGUGGCACACAACCAAUCUGAACAGCAAACCAUCGACCUCCCCGCCUUUUGUGGUUAUUGUACAUAUUCAGCUUCGUCACGAUAUUAAUAUAAUGUUGUUUAUUUCCGUUUUUACUUUGCAUGGUAGUCAGUCAGUAGUUAGAGUAGAGUAUAUUCACCUCUCCAUAUAGGGACUACACAAUGGGCCCCUUUUGUAGACAAAGCAUUUUGAUGACCAGGGGUGGACUGACUAUCUGGCAUUUCGGGCAAAGUGGGCCUAUCUAACUUUUUUUUUUUGCGCAAAUUUAUCGUUAUCUGGCUAAUGAUGGAGGUCUUUAGGGAAAAAAUUGUCCGGUGUGUUAGAAAUGACAAGGGGCGAUUUCUGGUCGAGGCUGCCCUUGUUGAUGUCCUUUCAAGAGCUUGUGUUGAUGGGCUAUGACAUUUGCCACUUGAUGGCACACAGUCAUAUCUGCUUGAGCCUAGUAUUUUGUCACUUCAUGUAUUUAGGCUGUAACAUGAUCCUUAAUUUCCAGAGUCCAGACAAUGCGCCUAUUCUUCUUAUUUAAUUUAGGGUAGGUGGGAGUUUUUUAAUCAAAUAUUUCUUACUGUAUGAGAACAAGACAGAAAUGCCUUGUCAAGAAUCUAUACAAGUCUACCUCAGGAUGUUUUUGAAAAUGGACAAUGACUGAGUUUUAAAAAAAUCAAGUUCGAUUUGUCCAUUCAUUUUGUGAGAUUUUGUUUUGAAUGAUUUCUUAGUUUUGUUUAUACAUUUUUUGUGUGAAUGAUUUUUUUGUUUCAGUUUGCAAUGUAUUGUUUUCCCCACAUAGAAAUGCUGUUGAAUUACUGUUGACUGUUCUUCUUUUUUUGUGAUUAUACAUUGUCUGCAUCAAUACAUCAGACAUUUUGGUAUUAUUCUAUGCAUUGAUAUUGUGUAUGCUUAAUUUGAACUGAAAUAGGUGCCGGUACUCAUGUUGGGUGCCAGUACUGUUUAUAUUUAGGUGCAGGAGCUCCACAAUACUUUUGAGCUAAUAUUCUAUAAGAGGAACAGGAGCUCAAGCAGUAGAAAAUUUGAGGUGCUGGUACUGAGCUCCGGUGAAUUUCUGUAUAACAUGAUAAUACUGAACUCAAAGCAGGAGGGGUAUAUUACUCUGUAUGUAGGUGACAACAGCGCCUCUUGAACAAAUCACCUUAUCUAUACUUACCAGGACAGGCAAACACCCUAACAACUUCAAGCAACCUCAAUAAACCUCUGAUAUCUGUUGUGUUUCUGAAGGCGUGUGACACUAGGUCUACUUAAAUACUAAAGUGUCAAAUAUAAUCAUAUUCAGUGUAGGCUGUUGGAAAAAAUUCCAAGGACUUACUGUCAGAAAUGCAUUUGUUUAAUUUUGUUACAAAUCUACCUCUGAUCUUUCGACACAUUGUAUUAUGGACAAAAAUGCAUUAUUGUGUAAGUUAUGCUUUUGCAUAUGUUUCUGUCAUAUGAGUUGAAAAGUAUGGUUAAAAAUAUUUACAAUCAUUCCCCACAAAAUGAAUACCCAAUACCCAUUUUCCUCAUACCAUAUAUCCUUUCUGGUCACUAUCUCAAUUAGGCCUAUAUGUCAGUAUUCAAUGUAUAGGGUUAUAAAUUAAGCACAAAACAAACAAUAGGCCUGAUAUUGUGUUACUUGAUGUCUCUGCUUUGCUGUUUAUUAGACCAAAGAAUGUAGCUAUGUUGACUAUGAUCACCAACCACAGAAUGUGGUACAGUAGGCCUAUAGCUCACUUUGACAAAUCAUAUACCAAGCUUUACUGCCAACUGAGUUGCGAACAACGCAUAGUAGUGUUGACAUGUGCAUCAUUGACUC